AUGUACUCCCUUCUUUUGAAAUCGUCGAUCUUCGCCUGCUUGGCCCACGCUUUGGAAUCACACUCCCAUGGCCAUGCCUCGGUUACCACCCUCAUGCCUCGUGAUGACUUUGGUUUUGGCGCUCCAACUGCUGCCGCUUUCUCUUCAGCUUCUGCUUCAGCUUCCGCUUCUUCUUCUGCUUCAUCCUCUGCUUCAUCUUCCAUUUCUUCUACUUCCUCCUCCACUGCCUCCUCUUCCUCUUCCUCCUCAUCAUCAUCUAGCACCUUGGAUGACUACUCCUCUGCUUUUGGUAUCGCCUUCUCUCAGUACGAUGCCAGUGGUAGUUGUAAAUCCGAAGCUGAAUUGAAGCUGAACUUUGAGGAAAUGCAAAAUUACAGUGUCGUUCGUCUUUACAAUACCGACUGUGAGUUGGUGGAAUACGCUAUGAAAUAUAAAGCCGAUACCCAAAAAUUAAUGGUCGGGAUCUACGACCCAACUGCUAUCCUGAGUAGUGUUUCUAGUAUUGAAAGUGCCAUCACCAGCUAUGGUAACAGUAGUUACGAUGACCACAUCUUUGGCAUCACCGUCGGCAAUGAGCAUGUCAAUGAUGGCAAGUACACUGCCUCUCAAAUGGUUGAAUAUUUGGAAGAGGCUCAAACCCAAUUGUCGGCCAUUGGUUACUCUGGUAACGUCUCAAUCAUUGACACUUUCAACGCAAUUAUUGCUAACCCAAUUCUUUGUACCAGCGAAUAUUCUAACAUUACCACUGCUAAUGCCCAUCCAUUCUUCUCUGGGGUCAGCUCUUCUACUGCCGGGGACUGGAUCAAGUCAACCAUGAGUGAUCUUAAAAGUGCUUGUGGAGAUAACGCCGUCUAUAUUUCUGAAACAGGCUGGCCAUCCCAAGGUGACAGCAUUGGUGAAUCCUCUCCAUCUGUUAGUGAUCAAACUGCCGCUUUGAAGAGUGAUAUUGAAUCUGCUAGUGAUUCUAUUGUUUUGUUUUCCGGUUGGAACGAACCUUGGAAGCUGCUUGGUGAUUACAAAGUUGAACCAUACUGGGGUAUCAACAACUACUACGCCUGA
Saccharomycopsis crataegensis is the source of this 1059-nucleotide messenger RNA. RefSeq lists its product as uncharacterized. The coding region runs from base 1 to 1059 and encodes 352 amino acids. Gene Ontology annotation, molecular function: glucan endo-1,3-beta-D-glucosidase activity. Gene Ontology annotation, biological process: cell wall organization. Lineage: Eukaryota; Fungi; Ascomycota; Saccharomycetes; Ascoideales; Saccharomycopsidaceae. The transcript has a single exon. Gene Ontology annotation, cellular component: fungal-type cell wall; extracellular region; cell surface. The record is from RefSeq and is a predicted model, not a curated record.